Messenger RNA from Psammomys obesus (fat sand rat), 936 nucleotides. RefSeq names its product olfactory receptor 10-like. Gene Ontology annotation, molecular function: olfactory receptor activity; G protein-coupled receptor activity. Gene Ontology annotation, cellular component: membrane. Gene Ontology annotation, biological process: G protein-coupled receptor signaling pathway. The record is from RefSeq and is a predicted model, not a curated record. NCBI's taxonomy places the organism in Eukaryota, Metazoa, Chordata, Mammalia, Rodentia, Muridae. The coding region runs from base 1 to 936 and encodes 311 amino acids. The transcript has a single exon.
AUGGAAACCUUCAAUUCUAGUUCAGACAAGGCCUUCUUUUUGGUGGGAUUCUCAGAUUGGCCUCACCUGGAACUUGCCUUUUUUGUCAUCAUUUCAAUUUUCUACUCCCUAACGCUUUUUGGCAACACCUCCAUCAUUGUUCUCUCACGAUUGGACCUUCGAUUGCAAACGCCAAUGUACUUCUUCCUCUCACACCUCUCCUUCCUGGACCUCUGCUACACCACCAGCACUGUGCCCCAGCUCCUGAUCAACCUCCAUGGUCUAGACAGGACCAUCAGUUAUGGGAGGUGUGUGGCCCAGCUCCUUAUUUUUCUCACCCUGGCUUCCACAGAGUGUGUGCUGUUGGGGGUCAUGGCCUUUGAUCGCUACGCUGCUGUGUGCCGACCACUGCACUACACGACCAUUAUGCACCCUCAGCUGUGCCAGGUACUGGCCAUCUCCUCCUGGGUAGGAGGCCUCAUGAACUCUCUGAUUCAGACAGGCCUCAUGAUGGCCAUGCCUCUCUGCGGCCAUCGACUGAAUCACUUCUUCUGUGAGAUGCCCAUAUUUCUGAAGUUGGCCUGCGAGGAAACAAAAAGAACAGAGGCCAAGAUGUUUGUGGCUCGAACAAUAGUCUUGGUCUGCCCUGCAGCGCUUAUCCUGGGUUCCUAUGCUCGCAUUGCCAGGGCAGUGCUGAAGGUCAAGUCCACAGCCGGGCGCAGAAAAGCCUUUGGGACUUGUGGAUCCCACAUUCUGGUGGUUUCUCUGUUUUAUGGUUCAGCCAUCUACACAUACCUUCAACCCACUCACACCUACUCUGAGAGUGAAGGGAAGUUUGUUGCCCUUUUUUAUACUAUCGUCACCCCUAUGCUCAACCCUCUGAUUUACACCCUGAGGAACAAGGACGUGAAGGGGGCUCUGUGGAAGGUGCUAGGGAGAGGCACAGACUCUGAGUAA